AUGAACGAGCUUGACUAUCGAAGGAGUAUGGAAGCUAGGAAUAGCGUGACUCUCAACUCGAAUAUGGAUUCAUUUGAUCUGAUCAAUCUACUGCGGAAUUUACCCAAGGACAUUGUUGGGGAGGACAACGAAAAGUGCGAAAUCUUGACUCUUCACCGGGUUGACUUGGAUUACAACACUGUCUAUGAAAUCAUUGAUCAGUUGUUUCGAUGGUCCCAGGUCGAGUUUGAUGACUCAAGCGGUCAUCAUAUGUAUGCACUCUUGAAUGCAAUUCUGAAACAUGAGAACAUCAAACAUUUGUCCAUCAUAGGCGAUGAACUGGAUCCAGAUAGUGUCGAAGCUAUGAAAGAAGGUUUAUGCUCAUGUUAUCUACAUGAGCUAGUGUUGUUCAUUGAGUUGACCAGAGAAGCAGCUACGAGCAUUAUUCUCGAAGGAAUUAAUAACGCACCGUCGAUAUUGAAAUUGGAUCUCAGUCAAUGCGAAAUUAGCCCUGAUUCGAUCGAGGUGAUAUGUCAAGCAUUAGAGACCAACGAAUCCUUGGUGUCGCUGAAUCUCGAAAAUUGUCGAUUGCAAGAUGACGAAAUCGCCGAAAUCCUAUUGUCACUACAAGACAACCAGAGCCUUCAGCACCUAUCGUUGGCAAUGAACUAUGCGGAAGAUGAAGCCAUGAAUGCAGCCAGCAGGCUACUGCAAUCCCCAACGAGUCGGCUGAAGAGCUUGAAUUUAGCACAACAAAAUCCUGGGACGCUGGAUCUACUUAGUCUUUCCGCGGGCUUACGUGAGAACAAGAAAUUACAGCGUUUAGACUUGUACGAAAGCUUUGUAGACAAGCAACACAUGGCCGCAUUUGCAGAAGUAUUGACAGUCAACACGACAUUACGGGAGUUAAAUUUCGAGAACUGUGGAUUGAAGGAUUCGAUAUUGUCUCUUUUGUUGGUGCAGUUGAAAAGGUUUACUGGCCUUCAAAAGCUUUAUAUCAAGAAGAAUGAGCUGUCAAAACAGCUCGACCCUUCAACUAUACGGGGAAAUUUCAUGCUGCAAGUCUUGGAUGUUGAAGAUCGCCUUAUGCACCCUCAAGUCUAUAUUGAUCUUGCUCUUAACAGGGGUGGGCGACAGUAUUUGGAUCAGAAUAUGCUUCCCAUGGGGUUGUGGCCAACACUAUUUGAGAGGGUUAAUCGAUACUUUCAAGAAACAUCGGACGAUCAGGCUCCGUCGAGAUGCCACCAUGGAUUCUCUUCAGCUGAUGCUUUGUUCUAUUUGAUCAAGGGCUCUGUGUUCUAA
Messenger RNA from Cylindrotheca closterium, 1281 nucleotides. The record is from the annotation of a GenBank genome assembly. Lineage: Eukaryota; Bacillariophyta; Bacillariophyceae; Bacillariales; Bacillariaceae.